AUGACCCGGUUUAGGGGAACCGCUGUCGGCGAAAAGCGAUAUAAGUACGCCGAGGAUACUCGACGAGAGCUCGAGGCCACAUGGAGCCUGCUACUGGCGCUGUUUGAGCGCGACGCCGACCUCGAAGCCGUCUACAUUCUUGUGCUGCGAUGGGACGAACUCCGCUACCAAUACCACGCCCUCGAAACCGAGAUCAACGAAAGCCAUUACAAACUUAAUCGGCAAGACCAAGUUUUGUUCGACACAUUGGCUAAGCAGAUAAAGGUCAUCGAACGCAAAAUACCCCACCAAUUUCUUGCAGAGGCUAAUUCGAUAACGACUAAACUUCGACGAGAUAUCUACGAAAAUGCUCGAGAGACCGCACGAAUGUCUAUACGAUUACGAAAAUCGCGAUCUUUGUCACCCGUACCCUCAGCAUCGUCGACAUCUUCGGCAUCGGUGCCGCUGUCUGCUGGCACCAUAUCUUCUGGUCCCAAGCUACCACCACCAUCUAUUCCCACUGAAUCCGCCCCCCAGUUGUCCUCGAUGUCCCCCAAUUCUAUAACAUCAGCGUCGCUGGCGGCUCUGGUGGUUACAGCAUCCACCGAAAGUCCCUCGAUACCCCCACCGCCAGAAGCAGCUAAUUCCGGUACAAGCCGAGCCAAGUCCGUCGAAGGACUGGCUAACAAGUCAAUAUCGCGGGCCGCCACCAAGUCUCCUACUAAUUCUUCCCCACAAGCGGUUGCCAAAUAUGUUGUUGAAAAUACUGUCAAUCCAGUCGCUGAAACAGCCAAUAUAGAUGCUAACAAGUCAAUUGCGAAACCCGUUAUCGAGGUUGUUGUUCCGCCUGCUUCGAAGCCAUCAGGUAAUGAUGUUGCCCAAACAAGUGCGACGUCAGUCGCGAAACCAGCCGAGAAGGUGACUGUCCAGCCAACCACGAAGCCAGCUAGUAACAGAACUGCACAGCUCGCCGAUAAGUCAGCUACCGAACCCGUGGUUCAACCUCCUGUGUCCAAGUCUACCGCCGAGUCCUCUGCAAAGCCUAGUGAUCCACGAAGUACCCAACCCAAUGCUCAGCUGAAUGUCGCAUCAGAAGCCAAGUCAUCCCCUCAAGCAACACAACUGCUGAGAUUUGAGCAUAAUGAUACCGCUAAUCCACUCAGACCUCGGUCAAGCUCACCUGAGUAUUAUGGACGAUCGCUGACUCCACAAACUGGCGACAUUCCCCCGAACCCAAACUCAAAUGAACAUCGAACGGUUGCUGCAAGCACUAGAGCAAGUGACUUUCACGAAGCAGUGGCAGAUCGAUAUGCGGCUUCAAAAAUGCCGGUGAUACAUAAUCAGCAACAAACGCUGCAAACUGUGCCAAGGGUGAGGAGUCCGGCUCCAUACCUCCCCCAAUGGAUGGGAUUGACUCACUGGGGGACGGAAAUGGUUGAUGUAUUGUUUCAUGCCUACGUUAAUGGGCACAGUGCUUAUCAGCGCCAGAAAAUUGCUCAGACAAAUUUUGCACGAUAUGGAGUCAAAGUGGAUGAGUUUGUGUUUCCUACAUUUCUUUGGCGUCAUUAUGGCCUUAUCCCGUGCUAUGGGUUCAAAGGAGAGUCUUUUCGCGAAGCUCUUGAUCGAGUGUAUGCUGAGAUCCCCUACGAGCCAGAGUGUGAGCGUGCUCGGAUCAACGACGCUGUACAAAUAUGUCGCCAGCGCUAUCUGAAGACUGUGAGUGAGAUGGAUGUGGGCGUCCUUUAUCGCGAUUUCUUGCUACGACUCUAUGGUUCUCCUACUGAGCCGAUAGGAAAUCUCGAUCACGCCAAGAAGCUUAUUGAAAAAUACCGUAUAGUUGACGGCUCAGUACUUCGUCCUCCUCGGUCCCGAAAAUUGCCGCAUUUUAAGCGCAAUUGGGCUGAGUCAUUUGAGGAAGAGUGGGUCUUGGACGUCGAUAAUGGUCUCAAUACAGGGGAGCUGGCCUUCAAAAGACCCCGCACGUCAGUUGCUUCGACGCGUUCCAACCCACCGCCACCACCACCGCCACCACCUCCACCACCUCCUCCCCCACCACCACUAUCCGAAGAAGCCAGCAGUAAUACUUCUAUGGAUAUUGAUGUAUGUGAGCAACCUCCGGCGGAACCCGAACAGCAAGUGAUAGAAACGCAGUCUCGGGAGGAGCCCCAACAACAGGUGAUAGAGACGCAAUCUCGGGAGGAACCCCAACAACAGGUGAGAGAAGAGCAAUCUUCGGAGGACACCACGCAACGACAGCCCGUGGAGGAAUCAAAAGAACUUGCAACAGAGUCCACCGUUGAUAUGGUCGAAAUGAAUCGCGUUGUGGUGGAAUCCACACAAUCAACAGUCAAGAAAGCUCUGGUGGGGUUUAUCGUAGAGCACGCAUCGGUGUCUUCUGAUGAAGAGGAUUCACAAGUCAUGUCAGCACCGCCGCCCCCUGCUCAAGUUGCACCAUCGUCGUCAUUCCCCUAUCCACAUGUAGCGUCUACCCCGCGUGUUGAGGUGGAAGCUACGCAAUCGUCGCUGCUUGAUCUCCAGCUGUCACCAAACAAGAUGCCGCAGGCGGCCCCACAAUCUGUUCAUAGCCCCAGUGUGAGCCACGAUAACGAGACUACCACCACCAACCUUAUUCUGUCCCAAGUGGCGGCGACAGACCCUCAUGCUUCAGCCAUUCUGAGAGCUAAAGCUCGCAAACCUGCCAACCUCUCUCGGCUUGAGCUACUUAACAUCGAGCGAGAAGUGCUUAUUAAAGCCAAAAUGGGUGACUUUGACGGCUCACACGCAUUGUAUCGAGUCGAUUCUUUCAUUCAUAAUCGCUUCUCUAAAGAGUUGCUGUUCGAUCAGAUCAAAGAGAUUGCCCAAUCGUGUGGCAUCACCAUUGAUGACAAACCUAAAACCUUUGUGAUACUUGAUAGCACAUCUUCGGAGAAUACGCCCGAUUCUCUGAUGAUCGUUGUUAAAGCUGAGGAAGAAGAUGCCUUUCCGGAUGCUGCCAUAGAAAAAAGUUCAGAUCUCUUUGUUGCACAAGCAACGCAAGACUCUCCGCCAAAUUCACAAUCAACGCAACUCGCAAUUGUCGAUCCGGCGCAAGCACCUGUUCAUGUCUCCACUUCGCAAGCGGAUGAUAUUCACAACUUGCCUAGUAUCGACGAUCCCGCAUUUGUCGAGCUUUUGCAACAAGCUAACGCGGUUAUCCCGUCAAUUGCAGAUAACCGUGCGGGACAGAUAGCCAACUUCAUUCGCACUCAACUGGGGUGGAAUUUUCCUGAUCCCAUCAUUUCUGAUAUCUUGGAUAAUCUCGAUGAUAAUGAUGACGAUGACGACGUCAUCGAGAUCGGGGACGCAAAAUUGGUGGCAUGGGAUGACUCGAAGCUCUCGCUGCAAAAUGAAUCGAUGGCAGUAGCGCCGUACGACUCGAUGGCAGUAGCACGAGAGUAUACUUUUCACGAUAAUUUGAACGAGUUUGCCGAGGCCAAUGAAGAGCUUCUUGACAGUAUGUGUCAAAACAUACCUGACGACGUAUACUGGCGCCCGAACAUGGAUCGAGUGUUGAUAUGUGUUACAGAAUGGCAUGCGUUGCUGGUGGAUUUGCUGCCACUGCUGACGAGCCACAUUGACUUGAUUAGACAGUGCACAGGAGCACUUCUUGAAAAUGGACUUAUCACCUACUAUAAUACUGUGGAACAAAGAUUACAGCAACUUAUUGAUUAUCAGGCAUUGACGCCGCGAGCGGUUGACCUUAUUCGCCGUCUCUACCCUGACAAGAAACCGGAAAUUUGA
Molecule: messenger RNA, 3759 nt
Organism: Diutina rugosa
Lineage: Eukaryota; Fungi; Ascomycota; Pichiomycetes; Serinales; Debaryomycetaceae
Exons: 1
Coding region: 1-3759 (1252 amino acids)
Source: RefSeq, a predicted model, not a curated record